AUGAUAAAAGCCUUUGUUCAACAGGAGUUGGAAUUGGAAGAAGAAAAACUGUCGCAGAAAAGGGCCCAGAUCCAUGAAGCUGAUGUGUCCCUGCAGAGUGUCCUCCAGCAGAAAAAGCAUGUCGCUCUGGAGCUGGAGACUUUUCGGGAGGCCCUGGAGAAGAGCCAGAGGGAGGCAAGGAGGCUGCAGUUGCACGUGGAAGAGAAACGGAGCCAAGCGGAUGAGGCCAGGGCUGAUCUGUUGCUCCUGGAGUACAAGCGGGAAGCCUGCCUGAGGGACUUGCUGGCGCUGGGGCAGGAGCUGAGCAUGCUGAGGACCCAGAGGAGCCAGCAUGGGGCUGCCCAGGCAGACGUGUCUCGGUUAGCCGCCGAGAAGGAGGAGCUGAAGUUCCAGGUGAGCCAACUGGAGGGCAAGCUGUCUUCCUUGAAGCAUCAGCUGAGGUCCUCCAGAGUAGAGCUGGCCUCUGUGAAGGAAACCUCAGGGGACGGAGCAGAACCACUGCAGGAGGUUGCUGCAGGGGCCAGUGAGGCAGGCGUGCGGCAGGGGCUGGAGCGGAGGAUCUCAGCUCUGCAGGCAACCCUUGAGGAGAAGGAGCUGGAGCUCUCGAGGCUGCGCCAGACCACCUCUGCCUUGGAGGCUGAAAAGGCAUCUUGGAGCGUCACUGCGGAGAGCCUGGCAAAGGAGCGCAAGAAGCAGCUGGACUCGUUGCGGCAACAGAAGGAGGAAGAACUUACUCAGCUGCAGGAAGAGCUGGAGGGCAAAAAGCAGCAAGCCCUGCGAGAGCUUGCAGAGAGCCUGAAGCAGGCAAAAGCCAGAGCCCUCCAGGAGCAAGCGGCCAAAUUUCAGAAAGAGACAGAUGACCUUCGCAAGACCAUAAAGGAGCGAGAUGCUGAAAUUGCCCGGCAGCGGAAAUCUAUGGAACAGCAAGCCAAGGAGCUAAAGCAGGAAGCUCAGGAAAUGGCUCAGAAAUCACUGCUCCAGGAACAGAAGAGCCGGGAGGCCGAGACGAGGGCCGCCCUCCAGAUGCAGCGCAAGGCCCUGGAGGAGCAGGAGCGGAAGAUGCAGGAGGAACGCCAGGAAGCCCUGGAGAAGGAGAGGAAACUCAGCCUGGCCUUGCGGGACGAAGCAGCCGACCUCCGCAAGAGGAUCCAGGUGUUGGAGGGCGAGGCUCGGGAGAAGAAGGGGGCCAUGGAAGACCUCCGGGCUCUGCUGCGGGCGGAGAAGGCAGAAGCCCUGAGGAGGCUGCGAGAGGAGCUGGAGUUGGAAAAGCUUCAGGAGAAGGAAAUGUGGCGAAUGCAGUUGCAGCGGAUGGAGGAGGAGCAGCGCCUCCUGCUGGCCGAGCAGCGCGAGACGUCCCAGGCACAGACUGCAAGGGCUGACGGCUCUCUGGCCAGGGAGGUUGCCUUAGCAUGCCAGAGACUCCGGGACCUGCUACCCCAAAAGGCCGGCCUGCCCCAGAUGCUGCAAGGGAAGCCAGCCCUCCUCUCCUCCAGCCAUGCCCUCCGGGCCUUGCAAGAAGUGACAGAAGAAACUCAGCGCUACCUCCGAGAACUAAAGCACGAGGCAGAGGCGCAGAGGCACCAGGCCCUUCAGAUCCAGAGGGAGAAGGAGCGGGAGCUGAGGCAGCAGCAGCAGAAGCUUCACCUGGAGAACCAGUCAGCUCUGGAUGCUCUGAAGGAGCAACUAGUCCAGGAGCACCUGGAAGACAUUGCCACCUUGCAGAGCAGCUGGGUGAAGGAGACGGCGGGGAAGGAAGACGCAUCGCUGCGCCAGCAGCUGCAGAAGGACGGCGAGCAGCAAAGCCAGAAAAGUGUGGCCUCUUGGAAGGGCAGGACAUCCUGCCAACUGGCCAGUGAGUUUAAGGAGGAGCUGGAGGCGGAGGUGGAGAGGCGCCUGUCCAGAGACAAGCCCAUGGAUUUUCACAGGAACCUGGAGGCAUCCGGUUUGGAUUUCAGACAGUUCUGCAUGGGCCGAAACGAAUACCUGCACCCCGGCCCACUCUGUUCUCCGGCGCUGAAUGCAGACCCUUUCUCCAGCCAGCGCCUCUUCAGCACCCCAAGACUGCUGCUGCAACUGCAGAGACGAAUCCGAGAACUGAGGGCAGAGAAUGCCAUGUAUUGCAGAGCCAGCGCAAGCAGCUGUGGCCGUCUGCGGGGGGAUCUCACCUACAGAAGCAAGAGGCACCCGACAGCGGAGCUCUCCUCCUCUCAGCUGCACAGUAAGAGCAGCUGGAAGUAGAACAGUCUGAGUGGGACAGAGGAGUCACAACAGCGAGGAAGUCGGAAAAGCUUCACUCAGUAAUGGUGUUUUGUGCAGAGUACAGCAGAGGAAGGAAUAACCGUGACUGGAAGAGCAGAUUUCGAAGCCGCUGGUUUGAGGACAUCACAAGAGCUCUGAAGCUGGAAGUCCAACUAGCCCAGCAUCCUGUUCUCACACUGGGCAACUAGAUGUCUCUGGUGGCCAAUUGGAUGUUUCUGGGAAACCU
Molecule: messenger RNA, 2485 nt
Organism: Lacerta agilis (Sand lizard)
Lineage: Eukaryota; Metazoa; Chordata; Lepidosauria; Squamata; Lacertidae
Product: trichohyalin-like
Exons: 17
Coding region: 1-2238 (745 amino acids)
Source: RefSeq, a predicted model, not a curated record